ACAUACAGAGUUAUUGUGAAUUGUCAUUCUCAUCUGCAACGGAUUUGUUGCGCAUUAAGAGGCGCUGGAGCGAGAGCAUCACUUCCUUCUGUCUGCGGGUUUUUAUUAAUUUGAAUUAUGAAUACUGUUAUAUGGGUCAUUGUGGCCCUUAAAAUAUUCCUAGUCUGCUGGCUAAUUUACAUUUUGACAGAAAGGCUCAAGAGGAAACAGCAACAAAAUGUCGUAAUAAUAGAAGAAGGCCCUGCACCAGCAGCAUAUGCAGGUGCACCAGUGACCCAGUUACCUAAAGAUUGCCAGGAAUUCUACAACCAACAGCUGUAUGCGUCACCCAAUAUGAUGCCACCUCCAGAGACAAACACAAUGGACCAGAGGCCUUCGAGUGAAGCGGUUGCCAGGCGCGUGUCCUUUAGCCUAGCCAUGCACCCUAGCUACACUCUGACUUGCACAAUUUUUGCCCAACAACAUCAACAUUAGUGUUAAAUCAAUGUUCAUCCCGGCACGGGAUAGUUGUGAGCACCACAAAGGCUGGAACAUUGAGGUCCAAUUUGUUUGGUAUUCUUUGCUGUCACGAGAAGCUUAGCUGCGAGCAACCGGCCGCGUCCACAACUUGCGAAUAGUGAAAUGCUCCAGCUGCAAUGGUAGUCGCGGACAAAUAACGGUAUUGAGCGGAGUGAGAGUGAGAGGCCGGGCGGCACCGGCUCUUGCACAAAUACUGAGUGCCUAUGAUGCUCAAUAUGACAAGGCGAGUAAUUGGAGCCUUUAAAUAACCAAUGGCCACCCUGUUCCCACGGCGAUCGGUCACCUACAGGCAACGGAAGACAAUGGUCCCGAAUUGCAAGCUGUGAAUGCUCUUUGAAUAUUUGACACAAUCUAAAUUUGAAGAAACCUAUAACUUUGAUUUCGUUGGCUAGAACACCUCACCUUUUGGGUCCGUCAAGACAGCUCACGAUUUUUAAGGGUACAGCGGCCAUCAACCUUCUUGACUUCAAAUUUGGAUAUCAGAUUAAGUAAAUCUAAGGACAUGCACGAGAAUUCAGUUAAAACGUCACAUACAUCCCCGUGAUGUGGCAUUUUUGCUAAUGGCAGAAUAGAGGAGAGAGCGACCCCUUUGAAAACAAAUAAAAAGAGAUCAUAUAGCGAAUAGACGAAAA
This is a messenger RNA of Stomoxys calcitrans (stable fly), 1151 nucleotides long. RefSeq lists its product as uncharacterized. The record is from RefSeq and is a predicted model, not a curated record. Bases 118 to 474 code for a protein of 118 amino acids. The transcript is spliced from 3 exons. NCBI's taxonomy places the organism in Eukaryota, Metazoa, Arthropoda, Insecta, Diptera, Muscidae.